Molecule: messenger RNA, 2349 nt
Organism: Sinocyclocheilus rhinocerous
Lineage: Eukaryota; Metazoa; Chordata; Actinopteri; Cypriniformes; Cyprinidae
Exons: 3
Coding region: 1-2349 (782 amino acids)
Source: RefSeq, a predicted model, not a curated record
AUGAUUGAGGAGGAGCAGAGAACGGGGGACUCGCUGCCGGCUGCCCUCGACCGGAGGAGCCAUCGCCAGGAGACACCAGGAGACACAUGGCACCAAUCGCUCAACAACCCACAGGGCCUACAACGCCAGCAAGCUGCAGUCAUAACAACUGGUUGUGCCCCUUUGGUCCAGCCGAGGAUUCAGUGGCCCAAAUCUUCUAAGAGAGCUGAGUGGCAACAAUUUGAUGAAGAUGUAAGCCAGGUCCCGGAAGUAACAGCUAAUGGGGAUGUGGACCACCGAUUGAGAACAAUAACCACCCUCAUAGUGAACAUUGCAGCUAAGCGAUUUGGAACUGAGGCAUCCAAGCCUGCUCCAUCGGCAUAUGCUCCAAGCCACAGAGCAAGGAAAAUCCAGUGCCUCAGGGAAGAACUCAGGCUGCUAAAGAGGCAAUACAAGUCAGCGGGGGAAGUCGAGAGAGCUGGCCUAGCAGACCUGAGAGCAAUCCUAAGCAAACAACUCUUGACCUUACGGAGGGCAGAGUUCCACAGAAGGAGGCGGAAGGAGAGAGCCAGGAAGAGGGCAGCAUUCUUGGCCAAUCCAUUCAAGUUGACCAAGCAGCUCCUUGGCCAAAAGAGGGCUGGCCGCCUCACUUGCUCCAAGGAUGCUAUAAAUGGCCACCUCAAGGCCACUUAUGGUGACUCCAUUAGAGAACAACCGCUGGGUCCAUGUGACGCGCUGAUAACACCACCAGAGCCUUCAUCACACUUCGACCUGAAGGAGCCCCGCCUAAGGGAAGUGGAGGAAGUGGUGAGGAGAGCAAGAUCGAGCUCAGCACCAGGCCCAAGUGGAGUGCCCUACAAGGUGUAUAAGAACUGCCCAAAGAUACUACAUCUGCUUUGGAGGGUCCAGAAGGUGAUCUGGAUGAGAGGAAAGAUCGCCCAGCCAUGGAGGUAUGCUGAGGGAGUGUGUAUACCAAAAGAGGAGAAGUCUGAGAAUAUCGACCAGUUUCGGGUUAUCUCCUUGCUCAGUGUGGAGAGCAAAAUCUUCUUUAGCAUCGUGGCUAAGAGGCUCUCAAACUUCCUGUUGAGCAAUAAGUACAUCGACACGUCUGUGCAAAAGGGAGGUAUACCAGGAGUUCCAGGUUGUCUGGAACACACGGGCGUGGUAACCCAGCUCAUUAGGGAAGCGAGAGAAGGUAGAGGGGACCUGGCAGUACUGUGGCUGGACCUCACCAACGCCUAUGGCUCAAUACCCCACAUGCUGGUGAAGGUCGCACUGGAGAAACACCAUGUACCGCAGAAGGUGAAAGAUCUCAUUCUGGACUAUUACAGCAAGUUCAGCUUGAGAGUCACUACUGGCCAGCUAACAUCUGACUGGCACCAGCUGGAGGUGGGGAUAAUCACUGGCUGUACCAUCUCAGUGACCCUAUUUGCGCUGGCGAUGAAUAUGCUGGUCAAGGCAGCUGAAACAGAGUGCAGAGGUCCCCUCAGUAAGUCCGGAGUAAGGCAACCGCCCAUAAGAGCCUUCAUGGACGACCUCACAGUGACAGCAACGGCGGUACCAGGAGCCAGGUGGAUUCUUCAGGGGCUCAUGACAUGGAUGACAUGGGCACGCAUGAGCUUCAAACCUGCAAAGUCCAGGUCCUUGGUUCUAAAGAAGACAGACAGAUCAGACAGAUUCCGCUUCAGGCUGGGAGAAUACCAGAUCCCGUCAGUCACUGAGAGUCCGGUGAAGAGCCUUGGGAAGGUCUUCAACUGUAGACUGAGUGACAGAGACUCCAUCAAGGCAGCCGGUGCUGACCUGGAGGGAUGGUUGAGAACAGUUGAUAAGUCUGGGCUCCCUGGAAGAUUCAAGGCCUGGGUCUACCAGCAUGGAAUCCUCCCAAGAAUCCUCUGGCCUCUGCUUAUCUAUGAGGUCCCCAUGACUGUGGUAGAAGGUUUUGAGCAAAAGGUGAGCAGCUAUCUACGUAGAUGGCUGGGUCUACCGCGUAGCCUAAGUAACAUCGGGCUAUAUGGGAAAACCAACAAGCUCAGGCUCCCUUUUAGCUCAGUCAGGGAGGAGUUAAUCGUUGCACGGGCACAGGAACAUCUGCAGUACUCUGGAUCCAGAGAUGCCAAAGUGUCCGGAGCAGGGAUUGUUGUGAGGACAGGAAGGAAGUGGAGGGCAGCCGAGGCAGUCCAGCAAGCAGAGACUCGGCUGAAGCACAAGGCCAUCCUUGGAACAGUGGCGCAAGGCAGAGCCGGACUUGGGAGCCUAAGAGCGACCCGAUAUGACUCUGCCGGCGGAAAGGAGAGGCAGAGGCUGGUACAGGAGGAGGUGCGAGCUUCAGUCGAGGAAGAGCGAACCAGCAGAGCAGUGGCACCUGGAUGA